AGACAGGUUUUCUGGUCUGCACAAACAGCGCCACACCCUCUGGAAACGCACAUGUUCUCUCACCUCCACACAGGCCAGGUGCAGCAGGGAGCACAGGAAGGGGGGGUCAUUAUCUCCAUGAGGGCGGAGCAAAAGAGGAACCGUUCUGAAGGGAACAGAUGAAACAUUUGAAGCUCAUAUUGACAUGCUGCUCUGAAGGCUCCUGUGAGUCCAGCAAUGGAUGGUGUGUUGGAAGAAGCGUUGUUGUUGUGCGUAUGCAAACUGGCCUGCAGUCUCCUCUUCCUACCCUCAUUGGCUGCCUCUUACAGUCCCGUCAGCUUCUGCUGCUGCUGCCUACUGGUCUUUACCGACUUCUUGGUCACAGUUUUUCUGAGUUUCUUCUGUAUCUUGGAGUCCUGGCUGACUGAGCUGACCCCAGUAGGUGACGUCAUUGCCCUGCGCUUCCUUUUCUUUCUCAGCCACACAUACGGUGCAGUGUUGCUCCUGACCACACCUCUGAUCGCUGUGGAGACUCUGACCAGACUGCUGUGGCCUCACGCUGUUGUCCCUCACAGGACAGUGAGUCAAACAGAUGGACAACGUUGUUAUGUUGUGGAGGUAACUGUGGAAGAGGAGGAGGGCAGCAAAGACAACAAAGACAAAGAAAAGGGCUUGUCUUGUGUUGUCAGCUACCUCUGCUGCCUGUCAGUGUGGAUCGCCGUCGCCCUCAAUGUCAGGUGGCGAUGGAAACGGGAGGAAGUGUGGGCUGCUACCUGUUUGCACACAACCAACUCCCUCAUUUGGUGUUUGCCCAACCUGUUCAGCCCCAUGCCCAGCACUGUGAAUCCCUGCUGGGGCAUGGCCUUCCUCUCCCUCCUCCUGUUCCUCCUGACAACUAGCAUGGGCCUGCACAGACAACACUGGGACCCUGCACAUAUGGCAAGGACACACACACAGAAACAUGGAGUUAACAGUAACGGCGAUAGUUGCUGGAAUAACCUCAUUCCAGCGCUGUCUGCGCCCUCCAAGCCUGUGAACCCUGGGAUGUCGAAGUCAGAGCCAGCACAGUGUGUUGACCCAGAGAAAACAGAGAGCAGCUGCAAUGUUCACAGAGCGUAUUCCUGGAACACUGUGCAGAUGUCAGAGCAUCACCAUGGAGACUUUGUCCUCAUCUCCCCUAAUUGUUUGUCUGAACAGAGAGGAGGACAGGAGCAUGAAAAGACAAAGAGAGGUAUACCUCUUACAUUUAUCACGGAGAAACAUGUGGACUCACAAUACAGGAGCUUAAGCGGGUGGGGACAGCGGGGGUUUUCCUGCCCGGGGGUUAAUGUAAUGCUAGGGUUUGUGGGUGUGCUCUUAAUCUUUGUUCUGCCUCUAAACCUCAGUGUGAACAUUCUUCUGAUCAGGACUAUAGAGACUCUGCUGGAGUGGUGUAUUAAAUCUUUUAAAUCAGGUGUAGCAAACACAAGCAACACAUCCACCGCUCACAAUGAAACACUUGUAUAAAACCAGACAGGUAAGAAGCUAAAGUGGACGCUGACUGGAGGCUAUUUGCAACAGGAUCACCAGAUUAAUAUUGCAUGUGUGCAGACAGCAGGUCUACUUGUCAACACUGGCUUGAAUAGAGUAUGAAUAUACAUUUCUGAGCAGCUAUUCACAUGUGAGGAAUAAUGUGGAAACUGCUGAAAGCUGCUGAGGAGGCAGGUUGAGGCGUGCUUGGUAGUAAGACAUUAAAGCAGAGUGCAUCAGACGUCUGGAAAGCCUGUUUUUAUUGUUCAGAGUUUUAACAUCUGCAGCCAUUGGCCAUUGCACACUGGGUUUUAAAAUGAGCCUCUUCAGUGUAAAUAAGAAUAAUCUGGGGCCAAACAGUGUUUUGAAAGUAGUAAUAUGAAGUGUGCUGAUGUUGCAUCACAUAAAGCUUGCAUUAAGCAUUGUAUAUUAAAUACUGAAUGACUUUA
Etheostoma spectabile (orangethroat darter) is the source of this 1937-nucleotide messenger RNA. RefSeq lists its product as uncharacterized. The coding region runs from base 217 to 1485 and encodes 422 amino acids. The transcript is spliced from 3 exons. The record is from RefSeq and is a predicted model, not a curated record. Lineage: Eukaryota; Metazoa; Chordata; Actinopteri; Perciformes; Percidae.